GCAGUUCCUUCUGGUCGGUGACCAGCUGUUUUGUGCCGUCGUUCCCUUUUUCCCGCUGGCUGCCUGACCGGCCACCCGAAAGAUGUUCCGAAUUGGAUUAAAAUUUCCGUGCAACGGUCUAAAUCGGGUCAAGAAACACGGCUGCUCUAGAUUAUACUUCACGGCCAGGUACUACGAAACGCGGGCGCGCGUGAAACACGAGCCGGAUGGAAGGCUAUGCAAGGAUGUCAGACUUAUAUCCAGGUUUACUGGGUCUAAGUAUUCAACUGCACCGCCAAGAAGUGAAAAAAGUCGAGGAUCAGGAACGUUGAUAACUGUGGGAGCUAUAACGAUAGGUACUGUAGGAAUAUUAGCAUAUGCUAAAAAUGACCCGGAAGUUCGAGCUACUCUUGAAGGAUGGAUUCCUGGCACAGACAAAGCUAUUCGGAUUAUCUUUCAGGAAGAUUCCAAUUAUUUCGACUUCAUACUUACAUUCUUCGAAACAUUGAAGCAAACGAUACUGGGCAUGUUCACAAAAGAGGCGUCAAAACCAGAAUCAGCGCCCAAGUCAGCUUUUAAACCAUUGGUUGAGAAGAAAGAAGCGCCUGUUAACCAGAAUUAUGCUGAAAUUCGUGUUAGUAAAGAGAAGGGCGAAAAAGUAGAUGUUGUAGUUGAAAAGCCAGUGCCACCUUCCAAAGAUAUAUCCAAGGAGUUGACGCCGCAAAACCUCGUCGAGUUAGAAACUUAUUCUGGCGAAACUGCCGCUAAAGCUAUCGCGGCUUACCAUAAGGCGGUGUGCGCGCUUCAAGAGUACAAUAAAGAUGUCGUCAAAGUGAUUGAGGGCGUUGGGGCUACAGCGAAUGGAGUUGUUUGGCAAAGGUUGAAGGAAGCCACGGAAAAAAGGAAAGAGACGGUGCAACAAGCGGAACAGAAUGCAAAAGAUGCAUUAGACUCACUCAAACGCAUGUACAAUUUAAUUGACGAACCUGUGCUUGAGGCACCCGCUCACAUGAAAACUGCCGCGAGACGGAAUGUUAGGAAAAUUUUGGAUGAUGUGGAUAAUGCUAAGAAAAAAUAUACCGACGAGCUGCAGAGCGGCAGCAUCGCCGAGCGCUACUGGAAGCAGGUUAAGACAGCGCGGGAGAAUUUUAACGAAGAAUUGCAAAUUCUGUUUCCCAGCAUAAAUAUUCACGACAAGAAAUUGUCUGUUACUGAAGAUGCCUUCGAUUUAUUCGUACUGCAUAUGUAUCACAAAGUCAACUAUCUGCAGAAAGAGUUGGAGAAAUUAAGGACAGUCAGCGAAGCUAAAGUGAAAACAGCAUUGAGGGCGGCAGGUGAGGACGCAAAUCAAGAAAAGCUGGACGCGCUGAUCUGUCUCGCAAUUGAUCAAGAGAAACUUAUUUUGGAAGAUGAGCACACGAGAAAGCUGCUUACGGAGCAGAAGAAGUUCGACGACGAAAUGCGGCGGCAGCUGAAAUUGCAGUCGGAGAUCCACGCCGAUCAUCUUCGUGAGGCACUUUCGGUCAAAGAGCAGGAAACGCAAAGGACGGUGGAACGCGCGCUCAGCGAGCAAACCGACGCCGACUCCAUAAAGCACAAGACACAGCUCGCUGCGGUGGUGGGAAGGUUACGUGCUCUCACGGCGGCUCUUAAAGCCCGCAUGGAGGAGGAGAAGGGUGCGUCUAAUGCGCAGAUCCUCUGGUCGGCCUGUCAAGCAUUGGCUAGAGCGGUGAAAGUGGCACCACCGGGAGCACCUAAGGAUAAGGCAAUCAGACCGCUGGAGCCUGAGAUCAAGGCCGUUUGCAAGGCAGCACCGAAGGAGGAUCCCCUGGUGCAUGCCGCUAUUCAGGGCAUUCCCGAGGAGGCGGCCAAGAGAGGAGUGUUCCCGGAGGAUGCCCUUCGCGAGAGGUUCCUUAAGGUGGAGAAUGUGGCGAGAAGGUUAGCCAUGGUGCCUGCGGAGGGUGCAGCUCUGCCUAUAUAUCUUCUUAGCUAUCUUCAAAGUUUCUUGAUCAUCAAAACGGCCAAUCCAAUUCCGAAGAGCGAGCUCGAAGAUGAACCAAUCGACAUAGACUCGCUGAAUACGUACGAUAUACUCCAGCGUGCCAGAUAUUGGCUGGAUCGUGGCGACUUUAAGAUGACCCUAAGAUACAUGAAUCUGCUGAAGGGCGCGCCCAGAAGCAUCGCCAGCGACUGGAUGAACGAGACUAGGAUCCUGCUGGAGACGCAGCAGGCGAUCGACGCCCUACUGGCGUACGCAGGUGCGACUGGUCUCGCGUAUCUCGGCGCUGGAGAUCCGCCCAAGCAGAAGUAGAACGGGCAGAACACAGAAGACUGUCCCGAACUUCGAGACCGGGGGCAUCCGUAGAAGAACGGGGCGGGGGUGACAGAGGGGAACAGAGAGAGCGAGAGAGAGAGAAAGAGAGAGAGAGAGAGAGAGACGGAGUGAAUCGACGACAGCGGGGAAAAUGGGGGAAGGAAGAACACAGAGAAAUCGCUGCCAGUCUUGUAUAGUGAACAAUGUCUUUUAUAGCAAUUAAAAAAUAGGAUUAUUGUGCCGGGAGAGGUGAAUACAGUAAGAUAACAUUUCUCUUUCACCAGUUUUCAAUCUCGAGGAUCACCCAUCUUCACGACCUGUGCACGAAAAUACACUUUCAGCGCGCGUAACAUCGCUCUUUUGAAUUUUACUUUCUCGCGACGAGGUGUAAAUCGUGUGUAUAUAUAUAUAAUUAAUAUAUGUACGAGGAUUUUAAAUAUCUCGGAUGUAUUUCGAGUGAGCCGUUGAACGGAACAGUGAUCUAAUAUUACAAAAUAAUUUAUCCGAUAAUACUGUUUUGUUUAAAUAAAUAUUUUAUCUGAUAAAAAAAAAUCUACUUUUUUUCUCGCAGCGCUCUCUCCGUCGAGGCAAGAAUUGAAAAUCUGACGUCCCGCCAGAGAAUAAUCGCGCGCGAGAAUUGGUGCGUGUUAAACGUUUAUUUUCGCUCGCUUUUCACACCACUAUUCCGUCCAACAGCUCGAGUAGUGAGUCGUGACGGAGUAGAAAGUUACCGAAUAAAGUGUAAAUACUGGAGGCAAUCGUGUUUUGACGGUAUUACGAAAAGCGGUUAAGCGCGCGUUCCACGUUUUUCGCAGCAUCAACACAUGUUCGUACGCAUACACGUCCCGGGUGUUUAAAUUAUUACUUGCGCCCGACAUACGACCAGCUACGUUCGCAUCUCGUCUCGACAUUGCCCGUACGCGUGUCGCACGCGUCGGAAUUGCCAUUUGUCGUGCCUACGUAGCUCCGAUAAUCACGCCUGGCGCGCGUGUCCAUACUCGGCAAACUCUCCUCGUCCUGAUCUAUCUAUCCAUCCAUCCAUCCCAAGUCGAGUAGCUUUUACUUUAUAACCGGAUAUUACUCUCCCGCGCACCAAACUCUCGUCAUGAAUCCACAUCGAUCGUCGCGCACGUCGCGUGCCGUUGCCUCGCCUUUCGCCUCUCGCUUGAAAUCUUCGCGAUUUCGAAAAAGAUGGGAAAGUAUGCUAGAAAUCAUUGUAAAAAUUGAAAAUAAAAGUGUUUCGUGACAGAA
Messenger RNA from Linepithema humile (Argentine ant), 3544 nucleotides. Lineage: Eukaryota; Metazoa; Arthropoda; Insecta; Hymenoptera; Formicidae. The record is from RefSeq and is a predicted model, not a curated record.